Messenger RNA from Heterobilharzia americana, 486 nucleotides. Lineage: Eukaryota; Metazoa; Platyhelminthes; Trematoda; Strigeidida; Schistosomatidae. The record is from the annotation of a GenBank genome assembly.
AUGGAUUUAAGCGUAUAUCGAAUUAGUCUUCUAAUGUCGCUUAAACAAUUAACAUUGGCUUUAUUGAAACCAGAUGUACAAAGAUUUAUCAAUUAUCGUAAGUAUGUAGAGUCCGUUAUGCGUGAUGCCCAGCUAAAAAUUGUGCACUGUCAGGAAUUCUACAUGACACGUGAUCAUGCCGAGUUAUUUUAUGCUGAGCAUAAAGGUAAAUUUUUCUACGAUCGACUUGUCAAUCAUAUGAUUUGUGGACCACUUGGAGUGUAUAUUCUAACCGGUAAUGAAGCAAUAUCUGUUUGGCGUUCGUUGCUUGGUCCAACCAAAGUAUAUCAAGCUGUUGUAUCUCAGCCAAAUAGUUUACGUGGUCGUUUUGGUUUAACUGAUACUAGAAAUGGUUUUCAUGGAUCAGAUUCACAAGAAACUGCAAUGAAGGAGAUCAAAUUCUUCUUCCCUGAUUUCAAUUAUGAUGAUAUCCUUAUGAAUGUUUGA